Molecule: messenger RNA, 1971 nt
Organism: Synchiropus splendidus (mandarinfish)
Lineage: Eukaryota; Metazoa; Chordata; Actinopteri; Syngnathiformes; Callionymidae
Exons: 8
Coding region: 446-1609 (387 amino acids)
Biological process (GO): transcription by RNA polymerase III
Cellular component (GO): RNA polymerase III complex
Molecular function (GO): DNA binding
Source: RefSeq, a predicted model, not a curated record
CUACAGCUCUCAGAGAAGCUGCCGCUUGAGCAGCUAUGAAUGGAGGAUCGUUAUUCACUUAGCUGUUCUUGUGUUUUCACUGGAACCACGCUGACGUAGUUGGGAGGGAACCUUCGCGAGGAUGAGACUUUAAGAGGAUAUGAAAACAAGGUCAUCGUCUUGAGUAACCGAGCAGGUUUCAACUUGGGCUGUGGUGUUUAUGCUUCACCGACUGCGACCAAGAUGGAGGCAGACGAACGUCUUCGGUGCGAUUAGCUUCGCUUGGCCAGGACUCAUGGUUUCUGUGCGAGUUUAAUUCGUGUAUGACUCUCCGAGCCGCCGUCACAAGACUAUAUAAACGGUUGUUUACUCUUUUGGAAGACGCGGAAGAGGAGCACUAGGAAGAAGAAAGACCGGAUGUGGUGUGAUUUUCUUCCUUCCAAAGUAAAAGCACGUACGGCGGCAAAUGUCACAAAAGGAAGACACGGGGAUGGUUCCGGGCACCAGUGGGGCGAGAGGCUCUGGCUUAUCAGCUGGACCUGUGCCAGGAUCACCGAGCACGAGCUUCCCGCACAGCAGACUGCUCCCGAACCGGGCCGGAAUAACGCCAACCACCCCCCCUCUCGGUAGGCUGUCGUCACUACGGACCCGGGACCUGACGUUAGGCGGAGUGUUCAAAAAACCCAAGAAAACCAUCGAACCAAACGUCCAUGCUGUUCGAAAAAGCAAGGAAGAGUUUAAGGAAGUUAUUCGAGUGGCCCCGAAGAAAGAGAGAAGAGAGAGGGAUGAGAGGAGGAGAGAGAGCCGAGGAAGGAGGAAAGAGAAGCCUCAGACCAUCCAGUCUCACUCCAUAUUCGAGCAGGGUCCCGCCAGCAUUGUCCGCAAAUCAGGCUGGAGUGUGGAUGCAGACCAGAGGUACUCCUCCACCUCUCCUCUCUGUAAAACUGUCAAGAAGGAGAGAGAAGAGUCGGAGGAGAGGGAGGACGACAUCCUGAGGAAACUACAGAGAGACGACUUUAUAGACGACCCUGGUCUGAGAAAUGAUGCCGAGCUGAAGCCCAUCCAGCUUCCUUUGAGCAGGUCCGCAAUCGUCGAGGCUCCGCCCAGCUCAAGUCCAGAUGGGCCGGUGUCCCAGUCCAGCGAGGGUCCCGGUCGGGCUGAUUCUUUGGUCCACCUGCUGCAGGAUCUGAAGAUGUCUGGCCGAGAGGAGCUCUUCUUUAUGCAGCUGCCCGACUGCCUGCCUGUGGACCGGGUGUCGGCCUCUCAGGCGAAGGAGGAGAAGCGCGUCAAAAAGGAGAUCAAGGCAGCUCACAAGAGAGCCGAGCCGACGCCAACACUACUGUCCAGCCUGAAAGAGCGAAGUCUGGCGAUGUCAGAGUUCACGGAGGGACUUCUGGGUAAACUCCAGAUCAGGAGGUCCGGAAAGGUGGAACUGAAACUGGGCGACAUCAUCCUGGAUGUCACAGAGGGAGCCGCCUUCUCCUUCCUGCAGCAACUGGUGUCGGUCCAACUCUCCGAAGGAAAGACUGGGGACUUGAUGGUUUUGGGAAACGUGCAACAUAAACUGGUGCUGUCUCCUGACUUCCAAGCUUUGUUGGCUCAGACAGUGACUCAGCAGCAGAUGUCCUGAUAACACACACACACACCAGGAGUUCUGGUCCAGUCCUGGAUGGCUACUUGCACGGCAUCUGCGAGAGCUGGUUUGGUAGAGGUCAACCAAAAUCCACGCCUCCAUCAUUGCGUUGCACCAUUUUAAUAUCUGUAAAAAUUUGGCUGAAACUCGUCCAGUGUUAUAUUAAAUAGUCACAGUUAAUUUUCAUUGACUCUUAGUUCCAAUAUUCAUGAAAUUAUCACAGUUGUCACUUGCAUUUCUACACACCUUGUUGUCAAACUUGUUUGUUGCUCUUAUUUCACUUUUUUUAUACAAAUAGUCUCUUUUUGUGAUAUUUGCUAUUACCAACUUAAUAAAUGUUUAUUACCAAUAUUUGUCUU